AUGAGAUAUGUUAUAUAAUUUGUUUUGAAUGUUUGUGAUUUGGUUGUUUUAUAAAUUAAGUGUAACUAACAUGUUAAAUUUAUUAUUUGGAGUAGCUUCCGUGAGAGGUGAAUAGGCGAAAGACGAAGAGAAUAUACAACAACGAUAAUAGCAACAGUUCUUUACCAUUCGAUUUCACCGAUUAACAUAUUCAUUGCAUCACCAUAGCAGUGGCCAUAAUGUUCCAGCAUCUUUUAGUGCUUUUUCUAGGUUGUUUCCUAUUUACUGUUUCAGAUGGCCUUAUAACUGAGAAGCGAAGUUUGGAUUCGUUUGGCGAAAUGAUUCAGUCUGAGACUGGAAGAAAUCCCUUUGAUUUCAACGGAUAUGGAAAGUGGUGUGGCUUUGGCGGUUCCGGUGAUCCUGUAGAUAGCAUUGAUAACUGCUGUAGGAAUCAUGACCAUUGCUAUGAACGUGUCAAUCGAGCUGAGUGUGAUUCCCUCACACAUACAAAAGUUUACUUCGCUUCAUACCAUUGGUAUAAACAUCAAGGGUUAAUCUAUUGUUUGAAUAGUGAUGAAUGUCAGCAGGCUAUUUGUACGUGUGAUAAAAAAGCAGCAAUCUGCUUCUAUAAUCAUCUCUCUGAUUACAAUGAAUCGAACCAAUUGCCAUUCAGUAAAUUAAUAGGUGGUCUUUUCAACCAUCGCUGAAAAUUUAUUUUGCCUCAGCCAACUCUGGGCACUAUUUUUUCAUCAACAGUUUCUGCAAUUCACAGUAAAUCGCCAAUAAAACAAGAAAAUGAGACUAAGAAAAAAAAAAGUCAUCAUUGCAACAUUUCCUCAUGUUGUUGAUGUUGUUGAUGUUUUCUGCCAGAUCAGCCAUCAUAGAACACUUAUGAUCAACGGCAAUCUCGCAGUGACCAUCCGGUCGUUUGUUUUUCAGACAAGGUGUAUCUAGUGCUACUUUAUCUAAUGUGCCUUUCCUUUGACUUGAGAGAAAUUUGACUGCUAUUUCUAAAAGACUGAGUGACCACCUCUUCAUUGAACAGUCUUGUACUUGUUGGCAUGAAAAUUGUUAGCGCAUCGGAGAAAAUGGUUAACAGCAUUUGGCUCUUUAUGUUUUGAGUUCAAAUCCCUUUGAAUUGAUGAAAUAAUGUACCAGAGAAGUACUUCAGUUGAGGUAAUGAACUUGGCCCCCUCCUUCAAAAAUGCUAGUCUAGUACCAAAAUUAAAAGCAAUUAUGAAAUUAAAUUUGUGCAGUACA
Octopus sinensis (East Asian common octopus) is the source of this 1239-nucleotide messenger RNA. Its product is annotated as basic phospholipase A2 RVV-VD. The record is from RefSeq and is a predicted model, not a curated record. Gene Ontology annotation, biological process: arachidonate secretion; lipid catabolic process; phospholipid metabolic process. The transcript has 5 exons. Bases 219 to 686 code for a protein of 155 amino acids. Gene Ontology annotation, molecular function: phospholipid binding; calcium ion binding. Lineage: Eukaryota; Metazoa; Mollusca; Cephalopoda; Octopoda; Octopodidae.